CUCUUCUUCUUGCUGCUCGGCACAUUUUGUAUGAGCGCUUGUCAAAAUACGAGAAAUUGAAAUUGACUUCCUUUUUACUCAGCUUUCGAAAUCGCAAACCAGUGGAAUAUUCGAUUAGGCGUGUGUGUGCUGCAGUAAAAGCAUCAAAUCACUUACAAAACGCGCAACGUUCAAAGAUCGUGGCGGUGAAAAAGCAACAAGAAGCCACCGCGAGACGAGCAUAAUUCCAAGAAAGAAGCAAACGAAAACGAAAAAAAAACUCGUGGACAAAAUUCACUUCGUUUACUUUCGUUAAGUUACGUUGUUUUUUUUGACGUGCAACCGCGUACCGUACCAUAACGUAUCGUCACGUUCCGGCGGCCGACCCCCCCACACACUACACCGCACCGCUCCUCACCUUUCCUCUUCAUCGGACCGUCCCCGCCCUAGCUCCCGCUGUCGCGCCGCAUUGCUUCGCUCCGCCCGCCCGCCAACCGCUCGGCCCCCUCCGGCUUUCACGUUCUAUGGUAUUUCAACAAUAAAUUCGUUUGCCAGGCAAAUUACGCAAAAUAAUCCCCAUAAUCAAAAUGAGCAGCUCCGAGGAAGUCUCUUGGGUCACCUGGUUCUGUGGGCUUCGUGGCAACGAGUUCUUCUGUGAGGUUGAUGAGGACUACAUACAGGAUAAAUUUAAUUUAACUGGAUUAAAUGAGCAGGUGCCCAAUUAUCGGCAAGCCUUGGACAUGAUACUAGAUCUAGAACCGGGUAAGUGUCCCAACGAACCCCCCAAUCGACGAAAUAUGUUUACUUACUUUUGCCAUUUCUCCCUUACCCCCACAGAGGACGAACUGGAGGACAAUCCCUUGCAGUCGGACAUGACCGAACAGGCCGCCGAGAUGCUCUAUGGCCUCAUACACGCUAGAUAUAUAUUAACAAAUCGCGGCAUCGCUCAAAUGAUUGAGAAAUAUCAAACUGGCGAUUUCGGACACUGCCCACGUGUCUACUGUGAAAGCCAGCCAAUGUUGCCUUUGGGCCUUUCGGACAUACCCGGUGAGGCAAUGGUGAAGACCUAUUGCCCAAAGUGCAUUGAUGUCUAUACACCAAAAUCGUCACGUCAUCAUCACACUGACGGCGCCUACUUUGGUACUGGAUUUCCACACAUGCUCUUCAUGGUGCAUCCCGAGUAUCGGCCCAAGCGUCCUACUAACCAAUUUGUUCCACGGCUGUAUGGCUUUAAAAUUCACAGCUUAGCUUAUCAAAUUCAGCUGCAGGCAGCAGCCAAUUUCAAAAUGCCACUACGAGCGCACAUAGAACUCAAGAAUUCCCAAGAAUCGACCAAAAACAACAAUCAAGACGGGACACGCCCAGACACACCGCACACCAUGUGUGCCGCAUGCCAUUAUGCCCAAAAUUAUGUUGCCGAAUCCGAUACAUGGUCAUCCAUCUCGUCACACAUUUCAAUGGCGGAAACGAACUCAGUGGCUCCGGCUCCAACAGCAGCAGUAGCAGAGGCAGCAGCAUGUGUAGGUCCAGUGUACUCUCCAACGGAUUGUGCUUCGUUUUCAUCGUUAUCGUUAUUAGAGUGAAACGGGCCAUCUUACUAGCCCUGUUGGGUGUGCUCUGUGCUGAAUGAGAUUGAUCAGAACAGGAAAAAUGAAGUUAUCGAAUACCAUACGUACACACCCUUCAUGUCAAGUUUCACAGUGUCGGAAUUGAGCUCAGGGGGCCGAGAAGAAUAUUUCCAGGAUGAAGCUUUACAAGAUGAAGGAGAGAAGCCAGCCAGUAAUGGCGAGAGAAAGAGAGAAAUAAAGUGAGAGAGGGAGAUCCAACUGGUAGUAGGCGGAAACAGAGAGCAGAGGGCAGCCACUGCACAGAUCCUUAGCACACAUAAAACAUAAACAUAACCCACACAUAAACACACAACACACACAUAGCAAAGCACAAAUCAACACAAAAGCAAAUCCGCAACAUUCUCAAACAAACAAAAAAGGAGACAAACUUCCAUGCGGAAACACUGUGGGCUGCGGCAAGUGUUGCCUUAUUCAUCGCAAAAGCAAUAAUAAUAAUACCUUUAUAACAAUUAUAAUCGCAAACAAUUGGAAACCAAACAAUCAAUCAAAACUGAAAGAGUAAGAGAAAGAGAGAAUGAAGCGCUUAACGAUAUACCGAAAUAAAGGCACCCGCUUGUGCGGAGUGUGUAUUGCGAUCAGUAGUGUUGUACUCGUAGAGUUUUUCCCCCAGUAAAUGGUUGUUUGACCUUGUUCUAGUUAUUGUACAAGUAGAGGAAAGUGUUGCGUUGCCACCGCCACACCAACCACCACCAGUUUAGUUUUAGUUCUGUAAGAGGGUCCAAAAUUUUCAGAAUCGUUGCAAGCCCCAAACACCCAAACGCCCGCGCCAUCGUGUUGCUUCUGUUUUUAUACAUUCUAAACGCAUUUCCUGUACUCGCAGAGAACUUCAGAAUUGUACUAUUGUUGAAAAGAAUUUGAAUUGGAAUUUGAAUUUGAAUUUGAAUAUUGCAUUGCCUUUUUUAAUCUGCCAAAACGUAAUAAUACCUACAAAUAUAUAAUUGUAUAAUUUUUUUUUGAUUUUUUUUUUCUGUUAAGACAUGAAAUAUUAAUAUUUGCGUAACGAUUAAUUAUUAAAAAAAAAAGAAGUUGCGAAACAAAACAAACGAACGACAAAAAAAAAGAGUAAACAAAAACACCUAUACAAUAAAUUGAGAAACUUUUUUUAAGCAAAUUAGGAAUUAAUUAU
This is a messenger RNA of Drosophila subobscura, 2733 nucleotides long. RefSeq names its product casein kinase II subunit beta (gene CkIIbeta). Gene Ontology annotation, cellular component: cytoplasm; protein kinase CK2 complex. Gene Ontology annotation, molecular function: protein kinase regulator activity. The record is from RefSeq and is a predicted model, not a curated record. Bases 567 to 1562 code for a protein of 331 amino acids. The transcript is spliced from 6 exons. NCBI's taxonomy places the organism in Eukaryota, Metazoa, Arthropoda, Insecta, Diptera, Drosophilidae.